This is a messenger RNA of Trichoplax adhaerens, 1821 nucleotides long. RefSeq lists its product as uncharacterized. Lineage: Eukaryota; Metazoa; Placozoa; Uniplacotomia; Trichoplacea; Trichoplacidae. Gene Ontology annotation, molecular function: manganese ion binding; GTP binding; phosphoenolpyruvate carboxykinase (GTP) activity. Gene Ontology annotation, cellular component: cytosol. The record is from RefSeq and is a predicted model, not a curated record. Bases 1 to 1821 code for a protein of 606 amino acids. Gene Ontology annotation, biological process: cellular response to glucose stimulus; propionate catabolic process; gluconeogenesis. The transcript is spliced from 5 exons.
AUGAAAUUUGCAGUGUCGUAUGCUUUAGCGCCAAAAAUUCGCCAAUUUAUCGAAGAAAAUGCAAAAUUGUGUCAACCGGAUAACAUCCACGUGUGCGAUGGAUCGGAAGAGGAAAAUGCAACACUAAUCAAUCAAUUGCUAAAUAUUGGAAUGAUAAAAAAGUUACCGAAGUAUGAAAAUUGUUAUAUAGCGCGAACUGACCCUGCAGAUGUUGCCCGGGUUGAAAGUAAAACGUAUAUAUGUACCAACGAUAAACGAGAAACUGUACCUAUCUUAAAAGAAGGCGUUAGUCAACAACUUGGCAAUUGGAUGGGCAUAUCAAAUAUGGAAAAUGAAUUGGGUGAAAGAUUUCCCGGUUGUAUGAAAGGGCGAACAAUGUAUGUUAUUCCGUUUAGCAUGGGACCAGUUGGAUCACCCUUAUCGAAAAUUGGAAUACAAUUGACAGAUUCCGCCUAUGUUGUCGCGAGUAUGCGAAUCAUGACCAGAAUGGGCCAAAAUGUCUUAGAACAGUUAGGUCAAGACGAUUUCGUGAAAUGUUUACAUUCUGUUGGCCAGCCUUUGCCUCUGAAAGCUCCAAGCAAAUAUGUUUGGCCUUGUAAUCCUGCAGCGACGAUCGUAUCUCACUUCCCUGAUAGAAAUAUGAUUGCAUCAUUUGGAAGUGGAUAUGGAGGUAAUUCGCUGCUUGGUAAAAAGUGCUUUGCACUACGUAUUGCAUCGUCCAUAGCCAGAAGGGAAGGAUGGCUUGCCGAGCAUAUGCUGAUUUUGGGAAUAACUAAUCCAAAUGGAGUUAAAAAGUAUUUUGCAGCUGCUUUUCCUAGCGCUUGCGGCAAAACCAACUUGGCAAUGAUGUUACCUAGUCUACCUGGAUGGAAGGUUGAAUGCGUAGGAGACGAUAUUGCAUGGAUGAAAUUCGAUAGCGAAGGGAAACUACGUGCAAUAAAUCCAGAGGCUGGAUUUUUUGGUGUUGCACCUGGUACUUCCAUGGCAACAAACCCUAAUGCUAUGAAAACCAUCGAACGCAAUACGAUAUUCACAAACGUAGCAGAAACUAGCGAUGGUGGUUUCUAUUGGGAAGGCCUCGAAGAUCAGAUCUCUGAUGAGACAGAAUGCACUGAUUGGUUGGGAAAUAAGUGGAAUCGCACUAUGAAAACUAAUGCAGCUCACCCCAAUUCUCGUUUUUGUACACCUUCUCAGCAAUGUCCUAUCAUGGAUCCGGAAUGGGAGAGUACAGCAGGUGUACCUAUUGAUGCUAUUUUAUUUGGAGGUCGUCGUCCUAUUACUGUUCCUCUUGUCUAUGAAUCAUUCAGCUGGCAACAUGGCAUUUUUGUGGGAGCUUCUAUGAGGUCUGAAGCCACUGCUGCUGCUGAACAUAAAGGUAAAGAAGUUAUGCAUGACCCUUUUGCCAUGAGGCCGUUCUUAGGCUAUAAUUUUGGACGAUAUCUUGAACAUUGGCUGAGUAUGCAAGAUAAGCCGAAUGCAAAAAUGCCUAAAAUAUUUCACGUCAACUGGUUUAGAAAACAUAAUGAUAAAUUCCUUUGGCCUGGUUUUGGCGAAAAUGCACGUGUUUUGGAAUGGAUAUUUCGUCGCACUGAAGGCGAAGAUGUUGCAGAGGCUCGUCCUAUUGGUUACGUUCCCAAGGCAGAUUCUAUUAACACUGAUGGCCUUCAUGGGGUUGACAUGGGCGAACUAAUGAGUACUCCAAGAGAUGAAUGGUUACAAGAAACUGUUGAUGUUGAAAAAUAUUUUGAAGAGCAAGUAGCUGAUGAUCUACCUGUAUUUAUCAAGCAGGAAUUGGAUAAUUUACGUGUGAGACUGCAAUAG